Colossoma macropomum (tambaqui) is the source of this 3444-nucleotide messenger RNA. RefSeq names its product fem-1 homolog c (gene fem1c). The coding region runs from base 507 to 2360 and encodes 617 amino acids. The transcript has 3 exons. Gene Ontology annotation, molecular function: protein binding. NCBI's taxonomy places the organism in Eukaryota, Metazoa, Chordata, Actinopteri, Characiformes, Serrasalmidae. The record is from RefSeq and is a predicted model, not a curated record.
GCGACUCGGCUUUAACAGAGAAGCUACCGACCAGCAAGCGCAGAUGGCAGUACGCGCUUCAUUAACAGCUAGGGGAAUUAAACAUUAGUAACGCGUCCAGAAAAGAUAAGGAACUGAUCAUCACAGUCGCGGAGUUGAUUUGACGAAAUAAACGAAACAAAACCGAAGGGCUGUGCUCCUAUUUAACGUUAGCGCCGCGAGCUCGCUAAGCUCGUUUAGCCUUCAGCUGGCCGAGCAGUUGGCAGCAGGAAGCAGGAGGAGAAGCGGGGGUGGACAGCCGCGGAGGAAUUCCAGCAGGAGGAUUUUCACCAAAUUGGCCUCGAUAUUCUCCGAAACCACUAAUUAUGGACCAAAUUUCGGCAGCGGUCAUGGAUAUCAGUGUCUUCGAGCUGCCAUGAUUACGUUAACGUUAGUCAAGUGAGGUGUGAAAACCGAGAAGCGGAUUUGGCUGCGAGCGACGUCGAGGACCCGACGACAAAAAGGAAGGAGGUAAGCAACCAGAUGCGAUGGAUUUAAAAACUGCGGUGUUCAACGCAGCCAGAGACGGCAAGCUCAAGUUACUACAGAAGCUUUUGGAGAAUAAAACUGACCAUGAGGUCACAAAACUGAUGGCUGAAAAGACAAAUGGCGCAACACCAUUGCUGAUGGCUGCUCGGUAUGGGCACCUGGAUUUGGUUGAAUACCUUCUGGAAUGCUGCUGUGCACCUGUUGAGGUUGGAGGCUCUGUCAAUUUUGACGGGGAGACUAUUGAAGGAGCCCCUCCGCUGUGGGCUGCGUCAGCAGCCGGGCAUUUGAAAGUAGUUCAGUCUUUGCUGGGACACGGUGCCUCUGUGAACAGUACUACACUUACGAACUCUACCCCUCUGAGAGCAGCUUGUUUUGAUGGGCACCUUGAUAUUGUCAAAUAUUUGGUGGAGCACAAAGCAGACUUAGAGGUGGCCAAUCGACACGGCCACACUUGCCUCAUGAUUUCUUGUUAUAAGGGCCACAAAGAGAUUGCUCAGUAUCUGCUGGAAAAAGGUGCUGACGUUAAUAGGAAAAGUGUGAAAGGUAACACUGCCUUACAUGAUUGUGCUGAAUCCGGAAGCUUGGAGAUCAUGAAAAUGCUUCUGAAGUAUGGUGCCACAAUGGAGAAGGAUGGUUACGGAAUGACCCCGCUGCUCUCAGCUAGUGUCACUGGACACACAAACAUAGUAGAUUUCCUCACACAGCACCCACACACAAACAAAGUAGAACGGAUUAAUGCUUUGGAACUGUUGGGUGCUACUUUUGUGGACAAAAAGAGAGAUCUUCUAGGAGCUCUGAAAUACUGGAAGAGAGCCAUGGACAUGCGAUACAGUGAUGUCAACAAUGUCCUGUUGAAAGAAGAAUCUAAGGAACUCAUAAUGGCUUAUGAUUAUGCCAAGGAGGUUAGUACCAUUGAGGAGCUGGACAGUUUGAUUUCAGAUCCAGAUGAGAUGAGAAUGCAGGCUCUUCUUAUUAGAGAGCGGAUCCUUGGCCCAUCGCACCCAGACACAUCAUACUACAUUCGCUACAGAGGAGCUGUUUAUGCAGAUUCUGGGAAUUUUGAGAAGUGCAUCAAUUUGUGGAAGUAUGCUCUGGACAUGCAGCAAAACAACUUGGACCCUCUUAGUCCUAUGACAGCUAGCAGUUUGCUCUCAUUUGCCGAGCUCUUCUCCUUCAUGCUUCAAGACCGAGCCAAAGGCCUGCUGGGAACGUCUGUCUCCUUCGAUGACCUUAUGGGCAUCCUCAGCAAGAGCGUGCUGGAGAUCGAGCGUGCUAUGAAACAGCCCCACCCAGGUCCAGACCCUGCUCAGCUGAGUAAGGCACUCUCCAUCAUCCUGCACCUCAUCUGCUUGUUAGAAAAAGUCCCCUGUACUGUUGAACAGGAUCACUUCAAGAAAGAGACUAUUUAUAAGUUCCUCAAGCUGCAUCCGUGUGGUAAAAAUGGAUUCAGCCCCCUGCACCUUGCAGUGGACAGGAAUACCACGUGCGUGGGCCGCUACCCGGUCUGCAAGUUUCCCUCCUUCCAGGUGACCUCUAUUCUUUUGGAGUGCGGUGCGGACGUAAACUGUCGCGACGAGGAUAACAACAGCCCUCUGCACGUGGCCGCCUCCAACAACCACCCUGACAUCAUGAACCUGCUGAUUGCUUGCGGCACACACUUUGACAGCACCAACUCCUUUAAACAGACUGCCUGCGACUUGCUGGAUGAGAAGGAGAUGGCCAAGAACCUGAUCCAGCCUAUCAAUCACACCACACUACAGUGUCUGGCUGCUCGGGCCAUCAUCAAGUAUGAUCUCACGUAUAGGGGUAAUAUCCCAGAGAAGCUGGAGGCCUUUGUGCUGCUACACAGAUAAUGACUGAGAGGACUACAGAGUUUGGUGAAAAGUGUCUUGGAGUCUGGAACACAUUUUAAGUACCUCCAUGCUCCUUGUGCUGUUUGUACAGAAUAAGAAGUCCAGCACAGACAUUGAUAAUAGAUGGGCAUGCCUAAUAUUUUUAACAGAUUCUACCCCCUGAGAGCGUAUUUCUUGCGGUUCGUCAACAUCUUUUGCAUUUCUGCCUGAUUCUUCUGCUUUGUAUUCCUGCCACAAUGCAAAGGUGGUGGUACAUGUCUGAUUUGAGCUUCAGUUUCUUGCUGGUAUCUUGACACAAUACUGGUCUAAAACUACUGUUUUCCAAAUCCAUGGUUAUGCCCUCAUUGCAUAUUUUUUGUCAAGUGGAAUGGAAUGCACUCAUUAUUCUCCUUCAAGCAUAAAGAAGCUUUAUGAUGUGGUUAAUGUUUGCAAAUACCAUAAGUGCUUUAUUUCUUCUAUGCACAGCCUAUGAUCUUGCGACUGUUCUGUGUUACUGGACUGUGCCACUGUUUUGUAACUGCCUGUUUCAUUUAUUCAUUUCAUUUUUUUCCCCAAUCUUCCUUAACUUGAAAUGCAACUCAGUAAGUAAACCUGCAGCUGGGAAGUAAUUGAGGUUUUUCUUGAGUAGUCAUGUCUUCAGAGAUGAAGCCUGGACGUUUUCCAAAGCUCAUUUGCGAGGACUUUGAGCCAGAUUGUUUUAAGACAAGCUAUAAAUUGAGACAAAGGUUGGUUCCAUCUUCUUAAUGCACAGCAUGUAGUUAAGUUAUUGUAGUCUGUGUGUCAGUGCAGUAUCCACAGAUCUGCUCUAUUGAAUUUUCUUAUUCUUGUCAAUAUUUGUAAGACGAUGAGGGCGUACCUUUCAUGGAGUUCUUUGCUCAUAAUUUUUACUCCAGCUACAGUUGUGCAGUUUGAAAACAAGGGCUUUUCAUACCUAAGAGCACAUGUCACAAGCAAAAGAAACAAAUGUACAGUACUAGCUACCACAGAAUUGCACUUUAUUGCAGUGGCGUUUGGAAAUUCCUUUUACAAUGGCUUGUCGAUGUCCUCAGAGCAUAUUUAACAAUAAACCUCUGUUGCACUUCCA